AUGGCCGAACCAGAAAACACAAUUCAAGCUUCACCUAUUGAUACACAUAAGAAGAAGAAGCGCGACAAAAAGAGACUCCGUGAAAUUGUUGAGGAGCAAAACGGAGCAGAAGAAGAAGAUGUGAAUGAUACUCAUAGUAACGGAGAAUCAUCGAAUAAGACGAAGAAGAAGAAAGAGGAGGUGGAAAUAGAAAAUGAAGUAGAAGAGAAAAAGGUUAAGGAUAAUAGUGGUUCUGGAAUUAUGAGCGCCGAGUCAUUUGCUUCUCUCGGAUUAUCUGUACCUACUUCUAAAGCCAUUACAGAUAUAGGAUUUCAACACAUGACUCAGAUUCAAGCAGGAUCAAUUCCGCCCCUUUUGAGUGGAAAAGAUGUUCUUGGUGCUGCAAGGACUGGUUCUGGUAAAACUCUUGCUUUUUUAAUUCCUGCCGUGGAGCUUUUGUACAAGCUUAAGUUUAAUCCUCGAAGUGGAGCUGGUGUUGUUGUCAUAUGUCCCACUAGAGAGCUUGCCAUUCAGACCCAUGAUGUUGCCAAGAAGCUUCUAAAGUAUCAUUCACAAACUCUUGGAUUGAUUAUGGGAGGUUCAGCUAGAAGAACCGAAGCUGAACAACUUGCUAAAGGGAUAAAUAUAUUGGUAGCUACUCCUGGUCGUCUUCUGGAUCAUCUACAAAAUACCAAGCGGUUCGUAUAUAAUAACCUGAAGUGCCUCGUUAUUGAUGAAGCUGACAGGCUAUUGGAAGCAAACUUUGAGGAUGAAUUGAAGCAGAUUAUCAAGCUCCUCCCAAAGAGUAGGCAGACAGCUUUAUUUUCAGCUACACAAACAAAGAAGGUUGAAGAUCUUGCUCGCCUGUCAUUUCAAACGACUCCUGUCUAUAUUGAUGUAGAUGAUGGAAGAAAGAAGGUCACAAAUGAAGGAUUGCUACAGGGUUAUGUUGUUGUUCCAUGUGCCAAGCGAUUUAGUGUUCUCUAUUCCUUCUUGAAGAGGCACCAAUCAAAAAAAGUGAUGGUCUUUUUCUCUUCAUGCAACAGUGUCAAAUUCCACGCGGACAUUUUCAAUCACAUUAAUCUGCAUUGUUCAGAUAUUCAUGGAAAACAAAAGCAGCAGACCCGGACUGCUGCUUUCCGAGACUUCUGCAAAGCAGAAAAUGGGGUCUUGCUCUGUACUGAUGUUGCUGCUCGUGGUUUGGACAUACCAUCUGUGGACUGGAUUGUGCAGUAUGAUCCGCCUGAUGAGCCAAAGGAAUAUAUUCACAGGGUUGGUAGAACAGCUCGUGGGGAAGGUGGAAAAGGCAAUGCCUUGCUUUUCCUGAUUCCUGAAGAAUUGCAGUUUCUUCGCUAUCUAAAGAUAGCUAAGGUCCCUGUGAAAGAAUAUGCUUAUGAUGAAAAGAAGGUGGCUAAUAUACAGUCUCACCUGGAGAAUUUGCUUGCUGAAAAUCAUUUUUUGAACAAAAUGGCUAAGGAAGCAUAUAGAUCAUACCUAUUAGCAUAUGAUUCACAUUCCUCAAAGGAUAUAUUCAAUGUUCAACGCCUCGAUCUGCAGGCUGUUGCAGCUUCGUUCUGCUUUCCAAACCCUCCAAAUGUAAGUGUAAACUUAAGCAGCAGUAAGCAAAGGAAGAAAACACGUAGAGUUGAUGGAGGCAGACAUGGAUUCAACCCCAGCAAUCCUUAUGGAAAGCAAAAUACUGAUGAUACGCGGCAGUUUGUGAGGCAUUAA
This is a messenger RNA of Lathyrus sativus (Indian pea), 1710 nucleotides long. The record is from the annotation of a GenBank genome assembly. NCBI's taxonomy places the organism in Eukaryota, Viridiplantae, Streptophyta, Magnoliopsida, Fabales, Fabaceae.